Messenger RNA from Physeter macrocephalus (sperm whale), 441 nucleotides. RefSeq names its product coiled-coil-helix-coiled-coil-helix domain-containing protein 2-like. Gene Ontology annotation, biological process: mitochondrion organization; positive regulation of transcription by RNA polymerase II. Lineage: Eukaryota; Metazoa; Chordata; Mammalia; Artiodactyla; Physeteridae. The coding region runs from base 1 to 441 and encodes 146 amino acids. Gene Ontology annotation, cellular component: mitochondrion; nucleus. The transcript is spliced from 2 exons. Gene Ontology annotation, molecular function: sequence-specific DNA binding. The record is from RefSeq and is a predicted model, not a curated record.
AUGCCUCGUGGAAGCCGAAGCCGCACUUCCCGCGUAGCCCCUCCAGCCAGCUGGGUGCCUCAGAUAAGAACUGUGCCCAGGCCAGAGCCUGAAGCUCAGCCACCAGCAGAGGCUCCACCAUCUGCUGUUGGCUCCCCUGCUGCUGCUCCCCGGCAGCCAGGUCUGAUGGCCCAGAUGGCAACCACUGCAGCCGGCAUGGCUGCGGGUUCUGCCGUUGGCCAAACUCUGGGUCAUGCCAUCACUGGUGGCUUCAGUGGAGGAAGUAAGGCUGAGCCCUCUAGGCCUGACAUCACUUACCAGGAGCCUCAGGGAACUCAGCUGGCACAGCAGCAGCAGAAUGGCCCAUGCUUUUUUGAGGUGAAACAGUUUUUGGAGUGUGCCCAGAACCAGGAUUGCUCCAGAAGAAGCAGCCAGCGUCUCCUCCGAGUCUCACGCUUGUAG